AUGACCCUAGUCUCAAAUGAUCCCAUUUGGUGGCCAAGCAUCAAUGCAGCUCGCAUUAACAGCUAUUUUCUAGUUGCUGGCUGUGCUGGGUUAAUAUACGAUUGUGUAUUGGGAUUCGGACAUGAGGUUGAGCUGGUCUGGAGGCAACGUUGGUCUCUCAUGACUGUCUUAUAUCUUAGCGUGCGCUAUCUCGGAAUCAUUUGUGCUAUCGCUUUGUUGUCUGUUAAUAUCCCGACAAUACCAACCACACAUUCAAUAAUGAUUGUUACAGGUAAUUGGUCAGACGUGGCUGUAACCGCAAUACUAAGCGUCAUCACGGUCAUUCGGUUACAUGCCAUGUAUCAGCGCAGAAAGAUGCUGAUAUUUCUCUUCGUCAUCUUCCUGGGUGUCACCAUUGCCAACAGUUUGGCCACUGGAAUGAUGCUGAGGGAAUUGAGCUCUGGUAAGCUUUAA
Molecule: messenger RNA, 453 nt
Organism: Suillus bovinus
Lineage: Eukaryota; Fungi; Basidiomycota; Agaricomycetes; Boletales; Suillaceae
Exons: 11
Coding region: 1-453 (150 amino acids)
Source: RefSeq, a predicted model, not a curated record